Molecule: messenger RNA, 5783 nt
Organism: Cavia porcellus (domestic guinea pig)
Lineage: Eukaryota; Metazoa; Chordata; Mammalia; Rodentia; Caviidae
Gene: Ano3
Product: anoctamin 3
Exons: 27
Coding region: 146-3091 (981 amino acids)
Biological process (GO): chloride transmembrane transport
Cellular component (GO): plasma membrane
Molecular function (GO): protein dimerization activity; chloride channel activity
Source: RefSeq, a predicted model, not a curated record
AGCAGGUGUCGGAUUGCAGUGCGCUCCCGGGCGGGCGGGCUGACUGGCUCUCCCUGAGCCCCAGCGGCCUCUGGAGUUCUGCUCCUUCUCCUCUGCGGCCUCUAGACAGCUCCCCAGCCCUGCGGGCGGGCGGCGCCAAGGGAGCAUGGUCCAACACUCGGGCUCCAUCCAAUCCUUCAAGCAGCAGAAAGGUAUGAACAUAAGCAAAAGUGAAAUAACAAAAGAAACUCCGCUGAAACCCUCUCGGAGAUCCCUGCCUUGCCUUACCCAGAGCCAUGCUCACCCUCACAGCUUGUGCCAAUCUCCCUCCCUCUUCCAGUCCACCGAGAGUGACUCUCAGGCUCCCACCUCGGUCACCUUAAUCUCUGCCGACAAAACAGAGCAAGUUAACCCUGAGGAGAAUAACAAAGAAUCUUUGCUCAAAUGUUCCUUUGCUGAUCUCAGUGAUUUCUGCUUGGCCCUAGGCAAAGAUAAGGAUUACAUGGAUGAAUCAGAACAUGCUAAUUAUGACCGGUCUCGUCUCAUUAACGACUUUGUUACCAAAGACAAACCUGAGUCCAAGACAAAACUGUCUAAGAAUGACAUGAAUUACAUAGCAUCCAGUGGACUUCUAUUCAAAGAUGGCAAAAAGCGAAUUGAUUACAUCCUGGUUUAUAGAAAGACGAACAUACAGUAUGACAAGAGGAACACAUUUGAGAAGAACCUCAGAGCGGAAGGCCUGAUGCUGGAGAAGGAGCCUGCAAUCGCGAACCCUGACAUCAUGUUUAUUAAAGUCCACAUCCCGUGGGACACACUGUGCAAGUACGCGGAGAGGCUGAGCAUCCGAAUGCCCUUCAGGAAAAAAUGCUAUUAUACUGACGGGAGGAGCAAAUCAAUGGGCAGGGUGCAGAAUUAUUUCAAGAGAAUAAAGAAGUGGAUGUCCCAAAACCCCAUGGUUCUGGACAAGACGGCAUUCCCAGAGCUGGAGGAGUCGGACUGUUACACUGGUCCGUUCAGCAGAGCCCGGAUUCACCACUUCAUAAUCAACAAUAAGGACACCUUCUUCAGCAAUGCCACUCGGAGCAGGAUCGUGUAUCACAUGCUGGAGCGCACCAAGUACGAGCAUGGCAUCUCCAAAGUGGGUAUCCGCAAACUUAUCAACAACGGCUCAUACAUAGCUGCAUUUCCCCCACAUGAGGGAGCCUACAAGAGUAGCCUGCCCAUCCAAACCCAUGGACCUCAGAAUAACAGACAUCUGCUCUAUGAGCGCUGGGCGCGCUGGGGAAUGUGGUACAAGCAUCAGCCGCUGGACUUAAUCAGGCUGUACUUCGGGGAGAAGAUCGGGCUGUACUUUGCAUGGCUGGGCUGGUACACUGGAAUGCUCAUCCCUGCGGCAGUGGUUGGCUUGUGUGUGUUCUUCUACGGACUGGUAACCAUGAACGAAAGCCAAGUAAGCCAAGAGAUCUGUAAAGCCACCGAAGUCUUCAUGUGCCCGCUUUGUGACAAGAACUGCUCGCUACAGAGACUCAAUGACAGCUGUAUCUAUGCCAAGGUGACGUACUUGUUUGACAAUGGAGGGACAGUCUUCUUUGCUAUUUUUAUGGCAAUAUGGGCUACUGUCUUCCUGGAGUUUUGGAAGAGGAGAAGAAGUAUACUGACCUAUACCUGGGAUCUUAUUGAAUGGGAAGAAGAGGAGGAGACCUUGCGCCCCCAGUUUGAAGCCAAGUAUUACAAGAUGGAGAUUGUAAAUCCCAUCACAGGGAAGCCAGAGCCCCAUCAGCCUUCCUCCGACAAAAUCACCCGUCUUCUCGUCUCUGUCUCAGGAAUAUUCUUCAUGAUUUCUCUGGUGAUCACUGCGGUAUUCGCGGUAGUGGUGUAUCGCCUGGUGGUCAUGGAGCAGUUUGCAUCCUUCAAGUGGAAUUUCAUCAAGCAACACUGGCAGUUCGCCACAUCUGCCGCCGCGGUCUGCAUCAAUUUCAUAAUCAUCAUGUUGCUGAAUCUAGCCUAUGAAAAAAUCGCUUACCUCCUCACUAACUUAGAAUACCCUCGAACCGAGUCGGAAUGGGAAAACAGCUUUGCCUUGAAGAUGUUUCUUUUCCAGUUUGUCAACCUAAACAGCUCUAUCUUCUACAUCGCCUUCUUCCUGGGAAGAUUUGUAGGUCACCCUGGGAAAUACAAUAAACUUUUUGACCGCUGGCGGCUGGAGGAGUGCCACCCCAGUGGCUGCCUGAUAGACCUCUGCCUGCAGAUGGGAGUCAUCAUGUUUCUGAAGCAGAUAUGGAACAACUUCAUGGAACUGGGCUACCCGUUGAUCCAGAACUGGUGGUCACGACAUAAAAUCAAGCGUGGAGUACAAGACGCCUCCAUCCCCCAGUGGGAGAAUGACUGGAAUCUGCAACCCAUGAACAUCCACGGGCUGAUGGAUGAGUACCUGGAGAUGGUUCUGCAGUUUGGUUUCACCACCAUCUUCGUCGCAGCCUUUCCCCUGGCCCCUCUUCUGGCUUUGUUAAACAACAUCAUUGAAAUCAGGCUGGAUGCUUACAAAUUUGUCACCCAGUGGCGGAGACCUCUGCCAGCCCGGGCCACUGACAUAGGUAUCUGGCUGGGCAUUCUGGAAGGAAUUGGCAUCCUGGCUGUGAUCACCAAUGCGUUUGUCAUUGCCGUUACCUCAGACUACAUCCCACGUUUUGUCUAUGAGUACAAGUACGGCCCGUGUGCAAACCAUGUAGAACAGAAUGAAAAUUGCUUAAAGGGAUACGUCAACAACAGCCUGUCCUUCUUUGACCUGAGCGAGCUCGGCAUAGGGAAGUCCGGCUACUGCAGGUACAGAGACUACAGAGGUCCCCCUUGGAGUUCCAAGCCCUACGAGUUCACCCUGCAGUACUGGCACAUCCUGGCUGCCCGGCUGGCCUUCAUUAUCGUGUUUGAGCACCUCGUUUUUGGGAUUAAGUCUUUCAUCGCGUACCUGAUUCCAGACGUCCCCAAAGGCCUGCAUGAGCGAAUCCGGCGGGAGAAGUACUUAGUCCAAGAAAUGAUGUACGAGGCCGAACUGGAGCAUCUACAGCAACAGCGGAGGAAAAGUGGUCAGCCUGUCCACCACGAGUGGCCCUAGCUGCUACCGCCUACCAGCAGGGCAGCUGCCAUUAGCACGAAAGAGUGGGGGUAACUUGAGAUGUAGAUAGGACCUAGAAGGCAGGCGUGCUAGGCAAACCAUGUGUAUAACACGCUAGGGGAAAUGUCUCACAGCAGUCUCUGGGAUUGGCAUGGCCGCAUUUCUAGGAAUCUUAAAAGAAGCUUUGCCUGGUGUUACAGAACCAGCCUCAGAAAAAGAUCCCUCCUUCUAAUCAGCUGCAGUGUAACAGAAAGGGUGGUGUUGAGGUUUCUAAAGACAGAUUUCCAUGGAAGUGUUAACAGCCAGGCAUGACUUAAAAGUGUCCUGUGGUCACAUGCCAGUCUGACACUGGAAGCUUUCAUCCAGGUCAGACACUUGCAAGGAAUGACUUAAAUCAGUGGUUGCCUUUGCUGCCGGAAUUCCAUGUUCCUUGUGCUUUUAGGUUGCUAGGAACCGCCCUUGUCUCAUGAAAGUGUGAAUCUUUGCCCCAACAAAUUUAUGCUGCUCACACCUACUAUGCAGUCCCACAGUUGCACAUCACCUUUCACACUCAAACCAAAAAUGUAAGAUUCCAAAAAGAAUUCCAUGCGUUGAAAUUGUACUGUAUUUCAUCCGCUACAGUGCAGUCUGUUUUAUCCCUGGCGAAGCCAGAGGCACUGCACAUUUUUAUACGUGGAACACGUAAAUGGGCUGACUCUUGUAUAAUUUAAAACAUGACUACUCCACCCUUUACUGCAGAAAGCUAUUUUAUAGUCUAUUUAACGUUUCCCUCUCCAAGUUAUUACAGAUCUCACAAAAUGUUAUCUUGAAAUGCUGUAUAUAUAUGUUCAUUUGCCUUGUAACUUUGCACCUUGACAAUAUGGAAUGCAAGAUCCAGUUUAUGCAAUGCUGAGGCCAGUUACACAGUCUGCUAUUGCAAUAUGUUUAUUCAGGUAAUCUGAAUCUGGGUUGUCUACAACAUUUAUGCUUUUUCUACAGUAUGCUUUCUUACUGAUGACUAAUGAAAAUUAUGCAUGUUGACAGAUCUAUGAUUUGUAAAAGACAAUACUUGAAUUUACUUUCCUUUUCUCACUAAAGGGAGCUUUCUAUUACUGUUUCUUUGAUAGAUUGAAUUCUUUUUAAACUGUCUAGAAACAAAUUCAAAUUAAUUGUGAAGACUUUAAUUUUGCUUUAUUGUGAAAUUCCUAUUUUGAUGUCAACUCUGUCCACAGAUUGAUGGAGUAGGAAGGCUGAGAAAUUCAAUUGAACAAAGUCUAAAGGAAGUAUAAGCUAAGGGAAUGGGAUAGAAAGAAAAACAAAAGGCAAAUGUAAGGGAAAAAAGCAAGACACUUCGUUGCAAAACAAGGAAAUCCAAGUUUUCCUUUCCUGGGGAUGGAGUAAGAAAUCAUAUACACAAACAUGUACACAUACACAUACAUACGCUUACAAACAUCAUGAGUUUUAGUACUUAUCUAUUAAUUUUUGCCCAAUUAAACAAACCACAAUUAUUUGCAAAUUCCCAAAAUUUGAAAAACAAGAUUAGGCACAAUAGAAAUCAAGCUAUUUCCUGUAACCUCUAGCAUCCCUCUAGGAGGGAAAUUAUAAAUUUCACUGACUAGAAAAAAUACUGUUUUAAUUCUAAGCAUCACAAAUAUUUGCUGACUUUUCCUUGUUUUGCUCGAGGGAAAAGCUGUCCCAUCAUAGUUGUGUCCUUGCUUUAAUCAAUUCUGGCUGCUCUAUUUACUCUGAUCCUGAAUGAAGGAGGGCUUGCGAAUUUGCAUUCCUCUAUAAUUCCUCGCCACGUAGGUCUCAGGCUCAGAUGUGCUACUAAUUCUAGUGCCUACACCAGAGAGUUUCCGAGAAACCAUGUUUACUUUGUUAAAGAUGAACUCAUGCCUGAGGACAAAUGCUCUCCAAGUUUACCUGACAGUUGCAGAUUUUCCAAAUUAAGGGUAUAAGACCAUGGCAUUUGUCUUACAGAAGAGAAAAGUAUCUCACAGGGGUGUCCUUCAGAGCUCAUUCCAUGCUUUUAUACAGCCCCACAAGGAUAUAAAAUCAUAUUGAUUGAUAUGUGAAAAGAAAGAUUUUAAUAAGAAUUGUAAUGUCUUCAUUUAGAAAAAUGCCUUCCCUGGUGUUUUUGAAGCAGAUAUAAAAAACAGCAGGCAGGAAAUUAUCUGAAAUGUUUCUUUUGUGAAACAGUGCAAUAGAAACCCACCACGCCUUCAGCUUUGUGGACAGUUAAAAUGCUGGCUGCCGCUCCCUGUCCCUUGAUUUCAGUUUUGCUCUGCUCAAGUUGAAGUAUUUUCUAUCUUGGUUUUCCUAGGAGUACAAACCAGUUCUCAAAGAUUUAUAGCACACACUAUUCUCAGGAAUUCUAUAUUACACGAAUGCUGCUUAUAUAUUUUCAUAUUCUAAGGUGGUCUUUUUAAACAAAUGACUAAUAACCAUGUGCAUGUGGUCCGCGCUGAUGAGCUCUCCAGCAUCAAGGAGAUUCCCAGCGCAACGUGUGGAAAAUCACCCCGAUCUUAGCUGAGACAGCCCACCGCGGCUCGCCCCAUGCACGCGCUCUUUGGGCCAAGGCUGCCCACUGACUGCAUGAUGAGACCCAACUCCGAAUGUUGCACAGUCUCCUGAAGUGGCUUGUAGCACACUCUGUCGUGUGAUGGAAUGAAUAUGAAGUUUUUCACUCAAUAAAUUAUCAUUUGAUAUGGUA